Gambusia affinis (western mosquitofish) is the source of this 1718-nucleotide messenger RNA. RefSeq names its product transmembrane protein 68 (gene tmem68). Bases 270 to 1283 code for a protein of 337 amino acids. Lineage: Eukaryota; Metazoa; Chordata; Actinopteri; Cyprinodontiformes; Poeciliidae. Gene Ontology annotation, cellular component: membrane. Gene Ontology annotation, molecular function: acyltransferase activity. The transcript is spliced from 9 exons. The record is from RefSeq and is a predicted model, not a curated record.
CAAUGCGCCUUCGUUGUUUGUCAACUGCCAUUACACUCCAGAAGAAGAAGAAUCAGAAACAGAAACCUCAGGCUCUGGGAUGGAUGUUAACUUUCCGAUAUUUGGGUUGAGGUCGGACAAAUGCGGUGGAAUGGCCAUUUAGUCUGUCUUUUCACAAAGUAACAAUAUCAUCCAGGUAACACAUGUUGCCACUGUGAGAUCUCCGCCUCAUUGCUUGGAUGCUUUGCUGAUCUGGUCAUCAUCAGCCUCUGGAAGUCACGCUCCACAGGAUGGCAGAGAAUGGAAACCAGUCUUGCCUACAAGGAUCACAAGACACCCUGUCCUUCUUGGUAUGUUUGUUUCAUGUGUGGGAAGAGUGGGCCAGCCUGGAGCAGCUCAAGGACUACCUGAGCUUUCUGGAAUACCUCUUGUGGGUCUUCACCCCUCUCGCUGUUGUUUUCCUUGUGCCAUUCCUCAUUGUUAUCCUUCUUUAUCUUUCAAUUCUCUUCCUUCAUGUCUAUAAGAGGAAGAAUCAGCUAAAGGAAGCUUAUAGCAACAACUUGUGGGAUGGAGCCAGAAAAACACUGGCUACCCUCUGGGAUGGACAUGGAGCCAUAUGGCAUGGUUAUGAGAUCCAUGGAAUGGAGAAGAUUCCCAACAGAGGACCAGCUCUAAUAGUGUACUAUCAUGGAGCCAUACCUAUAGAUUACUAUUACUUCCUGGCCCGUGUCAUCAUUCAGAAAGGACGUACCUGCCAUUCUGUAGCUGACCACUUCCUCUUCAAGAUUCCUGGUUUCAAGUUGCUGUUAGAGGUCUUCUCAGUGAUCCACGGUCCUCAGGAAGAGUGUGUCCGGGCUCUGAGGAAUGGCCACUUGCUUGGUAUUUCUCCAGGAGGAGUGCGGGAAGCAAUGUUUAGUGAUGAGACCUACCGUCUUUUUUGGGGAAAACGCAAAGGCUUUGCACAAGUUGCCAUUGACUGUCAAGUGCCAAUAAUUCCUAUGUUUACUCAGAAUCUACGAGAGGGUUUCAGAUCUCUUGGGACACUAAGAUUAUUUCGGUGGCUGUAUGAAAGAUUUCGUCUUCCUGUAGCUCCAAUUUAUGGGGGAUUUCCUGUGAAAUUUCGAACCUUCCUUGGUGAUCCUAUUCCAUAUGACCCAAACAUCAAUGCAGCUGAGCUAGCAGAAAGAGUGCAGCAGGCGGUCCAGUCCUUGAUAGACAAACACCAGCAGAUUCCUGGGAGCAUCUUGAGAGCCUUGUUAGAGAGAUUCUACACAAAACGCAAAGAUUACCAACAUCAGAAUUAAAAACGAUAUGUCCAAUUUAUGAUGCGAUAAAUUGGAUCAUAGUUUAUGAUCCUACUUAUCACUGGAUUAUAUAUUUAUAUUGAUCCAAAUAUUUAUAUUUAACAUAUACUUAUGUUAAAUAAAUACAUGAACAAUAAAGUUCAUAUGAACUUUAUGAACCAUAAAGAUUAACUUUAUUGUCCUGGAGGAAACUUGUCUUGUUCAGACUCUGACAUCUGUGUAAUCCAAAACAAUGCCCAUCCCAUUACAUUCACACAUCAUACCUGUAAGAUUGACGCAUAACAUUCUAACUUGGAAAUGACUGGUUGCAUUCUGCAUGCACACUGUCCUUGUGGCUGUUUGUAUUAUGUCACUUGGUGAUUCCCUCAAAUCAUAUGUCUCUCUACAAAACUCAAUCUUACUGUAGGACAGAAAAAGAAAAAAAAAUACUAAGUU